AUGGGCCCUGCCCACACCCCUGUCCAUGUCGAGGUAUCUAGAGUGUCCUUGAAGAAAGCUGUGUCGACGGUUGUUCUACGGCAGCUCACCUUGGCUGUGCUUGACAGCUAUAGAGGGAAGAUUCAGGUUUUCACCGACACAUCAACGACACGUUCCGGCUUUGCUUGCUCCCAUGUGAUCCCGCGGUUGUCAGCUGAAGGAUGUGCAAGACUCUCACACCCCGCGUCGGCGGCGGUGGCGGAACUGCACGCGAUUUGUAUGGCGCUUGUCUUCAUUGCAUCCUCUCCAUCCCCAGCUAAGUGGUCCAUCUACACCGACUCCAAAGCCGCCUUACAAGUCCUCCUCUGCUCUACAGGAUCGGGAUGUCUGUCUCCAAUGGUGCAUGACGUCCUUAAAGUGUACACUUCUGCCGUAUCACGGGGACAUGACAUCCAGUUGCAGUGGGUCCCUGGCCAUUGCGGUGUCCCCGGAAAUGAGGCUGCGGAUGCAGCUGCCAGGCGAACUCAUCUAGCACGUCUCACGCACCCCGUCUACUUCACAAGAGGGGAUGUCAGCGCUGCUGCUGUGGUGACACCCCGGAGGGUGCUGAUUAAUGUGGGGGGUCCCAAUUAG
Molecule: messenger RNA, 612 nt
Organism: Ornithodoros turicata
Lineage: Eukaryota; Metazoa; Arthropoda; Arachnida; Ixodida; Argasidae
Exons: 1
Coding region: 1-612 (203 amino acids)
Biological process (GO): DNA replication, removal of RNA primer
Molecular function (GO): nucleic acid binding; RNA-DNA hybrid ribonuclease activity
Source: RefSeq, a predicted model, not a curated record